AUGCCCCAGGAGCGCCACUGCGUACGUCACUGGAGCAAGUCGCCAACGCCGCUAGCUAUCCAUAUCGUGGAAGCUGGUAAGACACCUGGGUCUAAUGGCUUUGAUUCGAAUGCUGUCCCCGAGGACCGUUUCCAUCCCGUAAACAGUUGGAAAAACAGCUCAGUGAUCAACAGAGAUCAACACGAUAUGUGGAAUGUUGUCAACACGCAUGUGAUGAGUGAACUAUUUCCAUCGAAAAUUGAUUGA
Opisthorchis viverrini is the source of this 246-nucleotide messenger RNA. RefSeq lists its product as hypothetical. Bases 1 to 246 code for a protein of 81 amino acids. The record is from RefSeq and is a predicted model, not a curated record. Lineage: Eukaryota; Metazoa; Platyhelminthes; Trematoda; Opisthorchiida; Opisthorchiidae. The transcript has a single exon.